CGUUAGCCUAGCCCAGCCCCCCGACACACCAGACCGGCCUGCCUCGGCUCAACAGGAGAGGUAAGCGCGGCUGUUGCUGAAGCUCCUGCUCUCUCUGCUUGGAUUUUACCACCGCUGGGUCAGAGGAACACUGUCAGUUUUUUGGACUUAUUUUGGGAUGUUUCUGCUUCAUACAGUCGCCCCCGUAUUUUUUUGUAGUUUUUAUUAAAGCAGUGUCGAUUAACGGCAUCUCGGCACAAAGACGUUCAGUCACCUAUUAGCCGACGCCGGCUAACCGUUACUAGCUUCCUAAGGACGAACGCAUCAAUACGAGUUAAUCUCGGCUGACUCGUUUGGCGUAAGCCGCUUGGUCAUAGCUGUUUAUCUCUAUCUCAGUGACUAAAGUGGAUGCUUACAGUCACCACCCAUGACUGCGGCGGUUAGGGCAGCGUUUCCGCGAAGCGUGGUGUUCGGAAGAUUGAUUUUCAGUUAGCCUCGGCGGCGGAGCUUCGGGCUGCUUCGGGGAUGUUGGUGGCGGCGGUAGCAAAACAAGCUAACGUCGGUUGCUCCGUUUGAAGGAGGGGAGUGCGAGAAAGUGAGGCAACACUUCAGCUCAUCUGUGAGGACUUCAUUCCCUUUAUUUUUCGUUUAAAUUCCGGAUUUGAUGUCGCCGUGAGGAACCUGACAGGGACUAUACAUCGGAAUCAGAUCGAAGGGGUUAUUUUUGUGCCUCUUAACUGGAUUUCGGCCUCCUAUUCUGGAUCAUCGGGGAAACACGUCAAGUGUUUUGACAUUGACUUAGCCCACUUCUUCAAGAUUCCCUCUCUCAGUACGCGACCUCUCCCCCCUCCUCCUGUACCCUCAGAUGCGGAGAUUUUAGUAGCACCGGCAACCAAAAACCCCCACGGCGGCCGGACAUGCUGAAGUGUAUCCCCCUGUGGCGCUGCAAUCGCCACGUCGAGUCCGUGGACAAGCGCCACUGCAACCUGCAGACUGUCCCCGAUGAGAUAUUUCGCUACAGCCGCAGCCUGGAGGAACUUCUCCUCGAUGCCAACCAACUCAAGGAGCUACCAAAGCCUUUCUUCAGACUACUGAACUUACGGAAGCUCGGCUUGAGUGACAAUGUGAUCCAGAGACUCCCUCCUGAUGUGGCCAACUUCAUGCAGCUGGUGGAACUGGACAUUUCCAGAAAUGAAAUUCCUGAGAUCCCCGAGAGCAUUAAGUUCUGCCGAGCCUUGGAGAUUGCAGACUUCAGUGGAAACCCUCUUUCCAGGUUGCCAGAUGGCUUCACUCAGCUGCGGACGCUGGCUCACCUUUCACUCAACGAUGUGGCAUUGCAGACAUUACCCAGCGACAUUGGAAAUCUGGCCAACUUGGUGACGUUGGAGCUCAGGGAGAACCGGUUGAAGUCUCUGCCCACGUCACUGUCUUUCCUGGUGAAACUGGAGCAACUGGACCUGGGCAGCAAUGAACUGGAAGUUUUGCCGGACACACUAGGCGCUCUCCCUAACCUGAGAGAGCUGUGGUUGGACCGUAAUCAGUUGUCUUCGUUACCACCUGAGCUGGGAAACCUUCGGCGGCUGGUGUGUCUGGAUGUCUCUGAGAACCGUCUGGAGGAGCUUCCUUCGGAGCUGAACGGCCUCCUGGCUCUCACCGACCUGCUGCUCACACAGAACCUGCUUGAGGUCAUCCCGGACAGUAUAGGCUGUUUAAAGCAGCUGUCCAUCCUGAAAGUGGACCAGAACCGAUUGACUCAGUUGACCGACUCCUUAGGAGAGUGUGAAAACCUCACAGAGCUUGUUCUCACAGAGAAUCUUUUACAGUCACUUCCUCGCUCGCUGGGCAAGCUGAAGAAGCUGACGAACUUGAAUGUAGACCGGAACCGGCUGGGCAGCGUGCCCAAAGAACUUGGCGGCUGCGUCAGCCUCAACGUCCUCUCGUUGAGAGAUAACCGGCUGAGCAAACUGCCUGCUGAGCUGGCAGACGCCACCGAGCUGCAUGUGCUGGAUGUGGCUGGAAACAGAUUACAGAACUUGCCUUUCGCCCUGACAAACCUCAACCUGAAGGCCAUGUGGCUCGCGGAGAACCAGUCCCAGCCGAUGCUCAAGUUCCAGACCGAAGAUGAUGAGCGAACAGGAGAGAAAGUGUUGACCUGCUAUCUACUCCCCCAACAGCCAUCACCAAGCCUCGAGAACCUGCUACAGAACAGCGUGGACGACAGCUGGACAGACAGCAAUCUGAACAGAGUGUCCGUCAUUCAGUUCCAGGAGGAGACCAAAGCUGGAGAGGAAGAAGAUGAUGAAGCUGCAGCAGAGCGCAGAGGCCUCCAGCGCAGAGCCACACCUCAUCCCAGUGAGCUGAAGGUAAUGAAGAAGGGGAUAGAGGACAGGAGGAAUGAGACCUACACAUCCAGACCUGAUGGAGAAGACGAGUCAGUUGACCCACAGGAGAAACGACUCAGUGACGUUUCGAAUCAGAGCCACGACUCCCAGGUGUCCAACAGCACUCUGUCAGCCACGUCCCACGAGGACAGACGCAACCUAGUUGCUACCUCACAGAGAGAGGACCUUGUGGACGGCCAUUCCCCUCAGGAGGAGGAAGAGCUGGAUGAGAUGGAGGUGGAGUACAUUGAGCCCACUGUGCACUUUGCAGAAGAACCAAUUAUCCGCGGUGGAUAUGAGGACGACGAGGAGGAGGACAGAGAGAAUGGCGAGAGGAGCGACGAAGACGAGAGGCCAGCUUUUCCACCAGAGAAGCAGCGGCUAAUCAGAAAGGACACGCCACACUACAAGAAGCACUUCAAAAUCAACAAGCUGCCCAAACCGGAGACCGUGGCUGCACUGCUGCAGGGCUUCAGUCCUGAUAGGCUCAACUCCCCAACACAGGCUGCUGAGGAUGAGCAGGAAGAGGAGGAAGAAGAGCAGGAGGAGGGAGAGCAGAUUGUAGGCACCCCUCAGCUCCAUCACAGAAUAGAAGAGCUGGAAGACAUCCGGCUACAGGGCAACUCCAGCCAAGUGAAGGGGGUGUCAUUUGAUCAAGUCAAUAAUCUGCUGAUUGAACCUGCUCGAAUUGAGGAGGAAGAGCACUCGCUGAUCAUUGUUCGACAGUCUGGUGGGCUUGGUAUCAGCAUUGCUGGAGGAAAAGGAUCUACACCUUACAAGGGAGACGACGAGGGAAUCUUCAUCUCAAGAGUAUCAGAGGAGGGUCCUGCAGCAAAAGCAGGGGUGAAAGUGGGUGAUAAGCUUCUAGAGGUGAACGGAGUAGACCUUCAUGAAGCGGAGCAUCACACCGCAGUGGAGGCUCUCCGUAGCUCCGGUGCGACAGUUUCCAUGACAGUCCUGCGGGAGCGCAUGGUGGAGCCUGAGAACGCCAUCACCACCACGCCGCUGAGGCCUGAGGAUGACUACUUCCCACGGGAGAGGCGGAGCAGUGGCCUCGCCUUUAACUUGGAGAGCAGUCCCAGCGGACCCCGGCAGAGGUUCUCCACCUGCCUGAUCCGGAACGACAAGGGCCUGGGAUUCAGCAUUGCAGGGGGCAAAGGCUCAACACCGUAUCGUACAGGAGACACAGGAAUCUACAUUUCCAGAAUCGCUGAGGGGGGAGCCGCACACAGAGACAGCACGCUGCAUGUGGGAGACAGGGUGAUCUCCAUCAAUGGUGUAGACAUGACAGAGGCCAGGCAUGACCAGGCAGUAGCGCUCCUUACCGGCACCUCCCCCACCAUCACACUGCUGGUGGAGCGGGACCUCAGCACACCGGGAGGCUCUCCGGGUCAGAACCGGGCACGAGCCCACUCCCCUCCACCCCCGGAACCUUCAGCCUCUCCAGACCAAGACGAGGAAGGCCUUCAGGGAAACCACGUGGGAAAGAUGGAAGACGAGUAUCCCAUUGAGGAGGUGACCCUGGUGAAGUCAGGUGGGGCUCUUGGACUGAGCAUUGUUGGAGGCAGUGACCAUGCUAGCCACCCUUUCGGCAUCAGUGAACCUGGGGUUUUCAUCUCAAAGGUGAUUCCUCACGGUUUAGCAUGUGAAAGUGGCCUGCGAGUCGGCGAUCGCAUAUUAGAAGUGAACACCAUUGACCUGCGACACGCCACGCACCAGGAAGCCGUGCGGGCCCUCCUGGCCAACAAACAGGAGAUCCGUAUGCUGGUGCGGAGGGAUCCUUCGCCACCCGGCAUGCAGGAGGUUUUGAUCCAAAAGCAGCCGGGAGAGAAACUCGGGAUUAGCAUUCGGGGAGGAGCAAAAGGUCACGCUGGAAACCCCUUUGACCCCACAGAUGAGGGCAUCUUUAUCUCCAAGGUGAGUACGACCGGAGCAGCAGCCAGAGAUGGAAGGCUGCAGGUCGGGAUGCGUAUCCUGGAGGUGAACAACCACAGCCUGCUGGGAAUGACCCACACAGAGGCAGUGAGAGUGCUUCGUGCUGUCGGAGACUCUCUGGUCAUGCUGGUGUGUGACGGCUUCGACCCACGUAAGGUCGCAGCUGUCGAGGCGUCUCCUGGCAUCAUCGCCAACCCGUUUGCAACCGGCAUUGUACGCAAGAACAGUUUGGAGAGCAUCUCCUCCAUAGACCGAGACCUGAGCCCAGAAGAGAUGGAAAUCAUACAGAAGGAGUCUGAGAUGGUCAGAGAGGCAUCGCAGUGGGAACAAGAGGAGAUGGAGAAAGUGGAGCGUAUGCGUUUGGAGCGUGAAGAGGCAACUCGCCUGCUAGAAGAGGAGACGGAGAACCUUGGCACUGGACCUUUGAAACUUGACUACAAAACCCUGGCUGCCCUCCCCGCCACCAGCCUGCAGAAAGUCAACAGAUUCUCUGUCGCUCUGACUGCUCCCAUGGAAGCCCCCCCGCCAGACAAUCACGGAGGCCCUUUAGAACCCGUGGGCUUCGGGUUGGGCAAACCCACUGAACCCCUCACAGACCACAGUUAUCUCCAUGAAUUCCAGUUCUCACUUAAUGGGACGUCCACCGUCCUUGACAAUCCAGGCUCGAACACAGCUGUUGACGCAACAGUUUCUCCUGAGGAGGAAGAGGAAUGCCUGGUGGACUCCCAGCCUAUGUGCUUUAACAAAAACCCCUUCUUGGUGGCCAAUCGUAAAGGAAAAGGUCUUCCACCUGGAGAGCAGAUCCUGUCGGGGCCUCCUGUGGGCUACGGCCAACAGGGAAAACUGCAACCCUGGUUGUUCAGCAAGGCACCUUCAUCCGAUUACACCAGAACGGACAGCCCAGUCCGGGAAGCACCGUAUUCUCCCACUAUCCAACCGCCCAGCCACCACUCCUUUAACAGCUCCAUGUGUGCAGGCAGGGAGACCCGCUUUGCAAACAUUCAUUACACUGCCACUCCCACUGCUAAGGACAGCACUUCAUCAUCAACGCGGCCUGGAGCCAUCCAGCCAGUCGGACGUGUGCGCCCCACCACCUCCCCCGGCACGCCGGAGCGCCACAGUCCUAACCCCUUUCAGCAUGGCCCCUCCCCAUUCAACUCCCAGACCUCUCCUCGCGCCCCCUCCCCCUGUUCGCCCGACGACUUCCAAAUGAAUGUCAAGCAGGCAUACAAGGCGUUCGCCGCCGUGCCUCGCUCGCUGGCAGUGCUGGAGCCGCCGCAGGAUCUGUAUGGCGUGAGGAACAAUUUUUACCCAAAACAACCUUCACCAGAGCCUGUGUUGAACGACGACGUGUUUGAUGAUAGAACUGAUGGUCAGGAAGGAGGUGAUGAGGGUCUGACCAGCAAGGUCUCACCCCGGCCCUCCCUAUCUUCUGAUCGACGGGAGUAUUUGAGCCUGGCAGCGGUGCCACGCUUCUCCAGAACCUCCGUGGAAUUGCAGAGUCCUUUAUUUGGAGGUAAGAAGAGCCCAGAACAGCGCUCGUUCAGGGACCGGCAGAAGUACUUUGAGAUUGACGUGAAGCAGCAAACCCCAGAGAAACCCAAACCCAGAGUCUCCCUCGUUGGAGAGGAUGACCUCAAGAAAAUGAGGGAGGAGGAAGAGAGGAGGUUUGAGCAGCGAGCGCGGGAAUACCUGAUGGACGAAGAUGAGGAGGAUGAUGAAGAAGACCUGGCUAAGCAAAUGGCGCACAUGAAGGCUACAGGAAAGGUCUUGUUAGACGGGGUUGAGUACAAGGUGGAGCCUGCAUCUAGCCCAUCUCAGCAAUGCCCCACACCACUGAGCUACACUGGCACCUCAGGGCCUUCUUCAGUGGAUGGCAAGGGUCACUCACAAAGGAAUUCACUGGAGGACGGCUUAAGGUUGGAGCAGAGACCAAACUCUAUGACGGGUCUGAUAUCGGCCUACCCUGGAGAGUCGGCGGCUCCCAUCCGCACAGCCAAAGCAGAACGCAGACAUCAAGAGAGGCUCCGUAUGCAGAGCCCUGAGCUGGCUGUGGCCCCCGACAAGGACCUAUCCCCUGCAGAGAAGCGAGCGCUGGAAGCUGAGAAGAGGGCCAUGUGGAGGGCAGCACGGCCCUAUGGCCUAGAGGAGGAUGUUAGACAGUAUGAGCAGGACCUGGCAAAGAGGCUCUACCAGGCCCGAGUGAGGGCCUCUCAGGGCGCAGUCCCCCAGCCCCAUGCUUCCUCCUCUACCUCCUCCUCUGCAGCCUCCCAGCUCAGAAUGAAGUCUCUGGAACAAGACGCACUGAAAGCUCAGAUGGUCAUUGCCAAGUCUCGGGAUGGGAAGAAGCGUGGGACGCUAGACCAGCUGGCCGAGUCCCCGUCGCCGGCUCCAACGCCGUCUCCCACUCCCAUGGAAGAACUCAGUCCUCGAGCCUUAACCUCACCAGGCAGGCUGUCCCUGUCAUCAAAGAAGUUUGACUACCGACAGUUUGCCGCCAUUCCUUCUUCCAAACCCGUAUACGACAUUCAGACCCCUGAUGCAGCAGAGGAAGUGCAAUACAUCGACGCCUCCAGCAAUGCCGGGCAUGGCUUCAGCCCUGAGGUGGAGGUUCCCACCCCGCUGCCUGCCACCUCAGCUUUGGAGGAGAUGGCCCAUUACAGCAACAAACGCAAACUGAGGCAGGGCCGCCGCAGCCUGGAAACCGCUGUGCCCACGUAACACAACCAGGAACACAACCCAGACACGUUCACACAGACUGGAGACGAACUCUCCAAAUAUAACCACUGCAGAGACUCUAAAGCUUUUAGUCGCCACACACUUGUAUCCUGUGUGCCAGUCUUGCCUUUAUAGUCUGUGGGUAAGUUGGCGAGCUCCUUAACAGCCCCCUGAAGGAGACGAGUUGGUGUGGUUCGCUAGGAUUGCUACUUACAGACAAAUUAUUUUCUUAAAUCUUCUGUUUGCCUCGUAGAUCAGAUCUAUUUUAACUUGAGGGUGAUCAAAAUGUGUUGUUUUAUUUCUGCAUCAUUGUGAUGUCACUGUUUAUAUAAAAAAGGACUUAGUGGAAACAGGAAAUGAAAAGAAAUGGGUUAUAGUUUUAGUAACUUCAGCAAUUAGACUGUAAAGUGUUUUUAUAAUUUGGGAUGUAAAUAUUACCUGAGGAGGGAACAGCUUGCUACCUUCAUCGUCACAUAUUGUGGAAAAUCUUCUCUCAUGAAGCACAUAUCAUGUAUUCACUGCCACUGUAUCAUAAUUUAUUGUUUUAUCAAAUUGAAGACUUACAGUUUUAACCCAUUUUAACUCAUGAGGACAGCUUAGGUGUAUCCUCAUGAGUCUGAAAGCUUUUAACUGAUGAUCUGCAUAUCACUACUUACAUUUACUUUAUAAAUAAACCUAAAUCACAGGGUGGAGCAUGGUUAAAUGUUUGGAGGGAACCGCCUUGUUGCACAUAACUGUACUGAGACGCAUCAACAGACUGGUUUCUGUCAUCUCUGCAGCCUCUGUUCAGAUUAACCGGUGUUGCCUUCCUCUAUAGAGAGAAUAUCUACACUGGACACAGCAGAUGCUCACCAACUGAUUAUGGGAUCGAGCAUGUUGGCAUAAUUAAUAAAUGGUACUUAUCCUGCUAAGGAUAUUGUUUUUGUAUUUUGAAAUCAAUGUGAACCAUUAAUACUAUCCUGCAUUAUCUGGAGUUUUACCACAGUGAUGUGAAGGUAGCAGGUGUUGUAUUUUUCUGACUAUGGUUAAUUUAAAUCUGAUGCCACUGAAAAAAGAAAGAAAAUCAUUUAUCGUGUGAAUAAUGUACAAAAAAACUGAAAGGAUCCUGUCUGGACUGCUGAAGCAUCUGGGUGAGGUUAGGCUUUUUAUUGGGAUGUUCUUUUCAUGUGUAUUGGUUUAAUUGGGAGAGCUGUGACAGGCUGCACCAAUCAGAAAUCACUUUUAAAACCACCAUGCAGCUCCUGGGCUUCUCUGCAGAAUCACAGCAUCGUAGCAUUUUAAUUUAAUCUAGGGUCGAUGAUUAGUUUUCCUUGUUGCUUUCACUGACUGAAAUUCAGUUUGAUAUAAUUUGCUAUUUGUUUUGUUUUUUUUAACUAUUUGUAGGCAACAAUUUUUUUUCCAGAUGGGUUUCACUACAUUGAUGCCGUGUUUUAUGUUUCUGUUUUAUUAUUUUGUCUUGAGUUCUUUUCAGGGGGAUUUAACUUGCUAACAGGCCAGAGGGUGUGGGGUCAGAAGUCCUAGGGUCAAGGGUUAUAGCUCAUAUAAGACUGUAACUAGUGAAUUUGUACAACCAAAGAAGUCUAUUUUGUGGUUCAGGAAUAAUAAAUUUUACUUUUCAUUUAAGAAGCU
Messenger RNA from Girardinichthys multiradiatus, 8642 nucleotides. RefSeq names its product scribble planar cell polarity protein (gene scrib). The transcript is spliced from 46 exons. Lineage: Eukaryota; Metazoa; Chordata; Actinopteri; Cyprinodontiformes; Goodeidae. Gene Ontology annotation, biological process: neurotransmitter receptor transport, endosome to postsynaptic membrane; neurotransmitter receptor transport postsynaptic membrane to endosome. The coding region runs from base 897 to 7016 and encodes 2039 amino acids. Gene Ontology annotation, cellular component: postsynaptic density; adherens junction; postsynaptic membrane. The record is from RefSeq and is a predicted model, not a curated record. Gene Ontology annotation, molecular function: protein binding.